AUGGCCUCGUACGACUCGGAGCUGCACUCAAUCCCGGAGCCGGAAAAGAUUAACACCCCGUGGUCGUGCGCCAUCCCGCCCGCUUCCCGACACUCAAUCACGUCUCAUUUCCAGGGGUGGCAGGCCCUGCUCGUCAAGCUAAUAAUCACUAUUUCCGGCCUGGACCCAACCCUGCACACAUGCUUCGUCUUCCCGAGAUUGCAGGUGGCGCAGGCAUGUCAGACUUACAUCACGCGGCCAGACCGCCCCGACGGGCUUGAGGCCCUCGAGCCGUCGACAACGUCGAUCCGGGCGUUUGAGAGCACGGGAACAGGGCUGCACAUGUUCGCCGUCACGUUCCCGGUCGAUAAGCUGGUGCACGUCAUGGCCUGGUGGUCCGACACGGGCAUGGCCGUGUCCAGUCGCUUCGCCGAGGCCGUCCUGGCCGACACGAAGGGGCUGCACGAGGUCGCGCUCGACGCGCCGCCGGCCCAUCCCUCCGAGGUCGGACCCGCGCACGAGGUCGUCCGCAAGCGCAUUGCGCGGCUGAUGGAGCGGGCGCCCAUCACUUCGCGCGAGAGAACGGUCCAGCCUUCCGACGUGUACCUGUUCCAGUCCGGCAUGGCGGCCAUCUACAACCUGCACCAGUGGCUGCACGGGCUGCGCGGUGGAAAGAGCGCCAUCUUCGGCGCUCUCUUUUACGAGACGAAGCAUGUUGUCGACAAGUACGGCGGCGGGCUGGAGUUUUUCCCUGGGGGAGUGGAGUUGGACGAUCUGGAGCGGUUCCUGGAGGCUGAGAGAGCCGAGGGUCGGGCCGUGGUGUCGGUCUGGACCGAGAUCCCCAGCAACCCGUUGCUGGUGACGCCGGACCUGACUCGGCUGCGUCGUCUGGCCGACGAGCAUGGCUUCGUGCUGGUGGUGGACGACACCGUCGGCGGGGUGUGUAAUGUCGAUGUGCUGCCCGUUGCUGACGUCGUCAUCACCAGCCUGACAAAGCUGUUCAGCGGCCACGCCGACGUCAUGGCCGGCAGUGCGGUGCUGAACCCGUCGAGCACAAAGUACUCGGCACUCAAGGCUGAAUUCGAGCGCCGCUACGUCAACGACCUGUUCGCCGAGGACGCCAAGGCGCUGAGGCACAACAGCGAGGAUUACUUGCACCGCGCAGCAGUGGCCAACCGCAACGCCAUGGUGCUCACCGACUGGCUGCACAAGCGCGCCAAGCUGGGCGGCAGCAGCAUCAAGCACGUCCUGUACCCGACGACGACGCCGACGGGCACGCAGGGGAACUUCGAGGUGCUCAAGCGCCCGGCGACGGCCGACUUCACGCCGGGUCACGGCUGCCUCUUCACAAUAGAGUUCCACUCGCAGGAUGCCGCCGUGUCCUUUUACGACAACCUGCACGUGUACCAGGGGCCGCACCUCGGAGCGCACCGCACCAUCGCGCUCCCGUACGCAUACCUCAUCUACGGGCCGGGGGACCAAGAAAAGCUGAGGCGCAUGGGGAUGACGACGGCGCAGAUCCGUAUUUCGGUUGGGUAUGAGGACGAGAGGACGCUGCUCGACACAUUCAAAUAUGCCGUUCUGAAGGCAGACGCGGCGGAGAGGGCGAAAUGGGCUGUUUAA
Pyricularia pennisetigena is the source of this 1602-nucleotide messenger RNA. RefSeq lists its product as uncharacterized. The coding region runs from base 1 to 1602 and encodes 533 amino acids. Gene Ontology annotation, biological process: transsulfuration. The record is from RefSeq and is a predicted model, not a curated record. Lineage: Eukaryota; Fungi; Ascomycota; Sordariomycetes; Magnaporthales; Pyriculariaceae. The transcript has 2 exons. Gene Ontology annotation, molecular function: pyridoxal phosphate binding; cystathionine gamma-synthase activity.